This is a messenger RNA of Aphis gossypii (cotton aphid), 3131 nucleotides long. RefSeq lists its product as uncharacterized. NCBI's taxonomy places the organism in Eukaryota, Metazoa, Arthropoda, Insecta, Hemiptera, Aphididae. The coding region runs from base 17 to 3082 and encodes 1021 amino acids. Gene Ontology annotation, biological process: negative regulation of cell population proliferation. The record is from RefSeq and is a predicted model, not a curated record. The transcript has 18 exons.
CAAGUUCUCGAAAACGAUGUUUCGAGUAGAAUGCGGCGUCUCCAACGAGAUAGUCAAUGAACAACUUACGGGCAAGUAUAGUGUAACUGCUACCAUGAUGAUUGAUGAUAUCCCCAAAGAAAGUAUCGGUGAUCAAAAUAUAUAUUUCGAAGAACAAGAGGACAACCCAGAGUUGCUGUCGAUAGAAAUGGCUCAAAUUGAAGUAAUAUCUCAUUAUAGCGGGAAAGAACGAAUAUCAUUAUAUACGGAUCGCAUAAUUGUAGAUUUAAAUUGGCACCAACUAAGUACUGAUUUGUGCAUAAAAGAAUCAGUAAACUUUUUCAACAACGGGUCAUAUCCCGUGCACGUUUCGUGGAUUCCUAGCACCGAUAACGCUCACGCAUCCAUAGAGGUAGAACCCAAGUCCUUUGAAGUUACAGAUCGGGCCAAAAUCAGUGUGCAUGUCGAACCCUUAUGUCCUGGUCCAUUUCGGGAGAUGUUAAGGUUCGUGACCAAAAACCGGGACUGCGACACAGGCGAAACAAUUAUUUACGUACGCGGGACGGUCGAACAGAUUCCUAACGUGCGUGUUCGGCCAGCAAUAGCACCGCUCGACAACAUCUGCGCCGGUACACUUGAGUCAUACAACGUCGAAUUUAAUGUAAUAUCCCACGGCCCAUUUUCUGUGGAAAGGUAUCUAUACGAAUUCGACACAAUCGGUACACUAAGUUUGCGCGGUGACGUAAAAUCAUUUGGCCCGUACGGAAACGAAAAUAUGAUGUAUUCUACGUUAAACUUUAAAACGCCAAUUGAAACCGAAGCGACUGGGAUCUCGUGUCAAUUAGCCAAAUGGUCGUUCGCCGGGUCAAAGACGGUCCAUACCCAGUCUGUUACUUACGCGACACUCCCAGAUGUGCGUUUGAAUGUUAACACCAUUUCCAUUGCCGAGUCUCUUUACAGGGGCAUACCUCACACCCACAAAGGAAUUCAGUUACUCAAUAAUGCACAUUGUGAUUUUGUCUACUCUUGGGGCAACCCAAUGGGAUCGGAUACGGAUAAAAUAGAUUGCAUGUUUAAGCCCAGCAGUGGGACUGUUAAUGGUGAUUCGAAUAUUGAGUUUGACUUUAUUGUAACGCCAAAAAAAAGUGGCCAUUUAAGCAAAUGCUAUAUACCGUGUUUUGUACAGUGCAAUGCACUUGCACCACAACAGAUAAGUCUUGAAUGUUGGAUAAAUGAAUUCAGCGCUACAGUGACAUAUGUCAACGUAUGUGGUACACAAUAUAGCAUAACGUGGCAAGACAAUAAAAAACAAUGGAUUGUUAAUACAGAACAAAUGGAAAUUGAUUUAUUAGAAUCCGAAAGCAAUCAAACUUCAAUAACCAAGUAUUUAAAUAAUUCUGAAAUGGAAAAUGUAGAAGAAUAUGAAAUCGAGCCGGAAGACCAGGAACCGACCAAAUGGCGUUUUGGAGAAUGGCCGAGACGUGACACACCGUUAUGCUCACCGUUGGUCGAACAAUUUCAAAGAGAGCUGGACUACUACCAUCCCGUUAUGGCGUUUAAAGACAUAGAAUGCAAUACAGCUAUGGAACAGAGUAUAACAAUUCAAAAUACUACGAAAAUUCCUUGUCAAGUUAAAACAAAAGUUAGAUAUUAUGACUAUUCUACACCGGGCAGAAUAGAAAACACCUACGAAGAUAGCAUGGGAAUUGCAUCGAAAAAAUGUUGUUCAAUAUGGAUAGAAAGAGAUGACAACAUUUUAAAUGGGCAAGAUGAAUUCAAAGUGUCCAUAUGGGUGUUGGCCACGACUUGGGGACGGUAUGAGGACGUGGUGACUAUUGAAUUACACGUAGGGCUCGAUAUUCUACCGGUCAUCCACAUACCACUCAUCAUCAAUGCCAUUACGUUCCCUAUAGAAUUCCCUUUAGCUAAAGACGUUCACAAACCAACCAUCAACUUCAGCCUUUAUUCAAUGGAAUCAGAAAAUCGAUUACAAAUAUUGAAUAAUAGUGAAAUUUCGGUUAAAAUAUCUUGGCGUAUGUACAAUAAAAGUAAAGAAAAUAAACCAUUUGGAGUAUUAAUUGACACAUUAACUCCCGACCAUCCAGACCAUUGGUCUUUCAGAAUCACUAAUUAUGAUGGCUUAGAAAAUCCUCGAUAUUUUAAAAUUGAACCUAUUAUAUUGAUAUUAGAACCAAAAACAUUAGGAUAUGUAACAUUUUCUUUAGAUCGAACUAAAGAAAUAUCCAUAAACCAUGAUGAAAAUUAUAUAGUAAAUGGAAAAGCAGUUGGAAUAGUGACUGCUCUUGAACCAGCUGGAGAAUAUUGCAUAAGAAAAGAUGGAUUUAAAAUGAAACCCGCUAUUGUUAAGCUUUAUUCUGAAACUAGACAUUCGAUACAACCAAACUUAGUCAUACGAGAGUUGAAUAAUAUUUUCCAAGUGUCAGCGUCGCAAAUAUUCAACUCUCAAUCCCAAUGUUAUACAGAAACUCGAUUGUUUAGCAUGUGUAAUCACUUAAGAUAUCCUGGAAACAUUUCGUUCGAAAUCAAUAGCCCAUUCAUCAUAAAAAGUUUAAGAUCAUUGAGAUGUGGUAUUCGUUCCGGAAAAGCUAAUAUUUAUUUGUUUCAUCAGGAUUUAGUCGAAAUCGAACUGCAACUUAGAAUAGAUAUUAAACAAGUUUAUAUACCGAAAAUGCCAACAAAUCUAUUACCCAGAAAAUACGAAAGAAUGGGAUAUUUAAGCGCUGUUUAUGAAAAUAGUUAUUUUAAACCUAAGAUGGUUGCAACAUUCAAAAUGCACAUAGACUUUCCCAUACUAAAACUGUCAACGGACUACAUAAAUUUUGGUCAAGUGGUCGUAGAGGAAACUAAAAGCAUAAACGUGAUGUUAUCUUCUUAUUCAGGUCCUGAACGUUUUGUUACGCGCUCCGUUGACAAAGUAUUCACAAUAUCACCACCAGAUGGUGUCGUAUCGAAUAAGCCAAUCCCACUUGUAAUCUCGUUUAAACCCAAAGCUGAUGAAAAGUACUUGAAAAAGAUUGAAAUUUUGACAACAAUACCCACGGAUGUAAUUUUUCUCGAAGUAUCUGGAUUAGGGAUAAAAUAAUUUCAGUGUACAAGCUUAUGUAGUAUAAUAAAACAUUUUCUACUUACUA